Molecule: messenger RNA, 708 nt
Organism: Tinamus guttatus (white-throated tinamou)
Lineage: Eukaryota; Metazoa; Chordata; Aves; Tinamiformes; Tinamidae
Source: RefSeq, a predicted model, not a curated record
CGCUUCCCCGCAUUCACUUGCCUGGUUAUCCCCUCCCUUCGGUACCCUCGCCCCGUGUCCCGGCCGAGGGUUUCCCCGGGCGGCUGCAUGUCGAGCACCCGCCGAGCAGGCACCGUCCGCGGCCAGGGCGCGCAGUACGAGCUGAAGGAGAGCCCCGGGGUGCAGCAUGCCACCUUCCCCCACCACCACCCCGCUUUCUACCCCUACGGGCAGUACCAGUUCGGCGACCCGUCGCGGCCCAAGAACGCCACCCGCGAGAGCACGAGCACGCUCAAGGCCUGGCUCAACGAGCACCGCAAGAACCCGUACCCCACCAAGGGCGAGAAGAUCAUGCUGGCCAUCAUCACCAAGAUGACCCUCACCCAGGUCUCCACCUGGUUCGCCAACGCGCGCCGCCGCCUCAAGAAGGAGAAUAAAAUGACCUGGGCCCCCCGCAGCAGGACUGACGAGGAGGGCAACUCCUACGGGAGCGACCACGAGGGGGAAGAGGACAAGAGGGAGGACGAGGAGGAGAUCGACCUGGAGAACAUCGACACCGAGAAUAUGGAGAGCAACAAGGACGAGCUGGAGGACGAGCUGCAGGACGCCGAGCUCCUGCACUCCGACUCCAAGACGGACUCGGAGGGCUCCGAGGGCUUCGAGGACCUGCCCGGCUCCGAGGAGCGCUACCUCAAGGGCGCCGAGAUCGAUCUAGUGCCUUGGAAGUAG